Aspergillus calidoustus is the source of this 261-nucleotide messenger RNA. Lineage: Eukaryota; Fungi; Ascomycota; Eurotiomycetes; Eurotiales; Aspergillaceae. The record is from the annotation of a GenBank genome assembly.
AUGACAGUGCUAUUUGAUUUAGGACUAAUUCUCGGCUGCCUCGCCCGACAUGAAUGUGGGAUUGACUUGAUUGAACCACCUAGGAACAUACUCGAUCGGAUGCACAUGUUUCAUGCACCACAUGUCUUGCCGAAGGCUAAUACCCAAGCCAGGGUUGCGACAAAUCGUAAUCAUUCUCCGAGAACGUUUCUAGAUUUAGCUUGUAAAUCAAACUGGCUUCAGGAACCAGCAGCACAUCCAGAUGCGAGCACCCAGUUUUAG